Messenger RNA from Motacilla alba alba, 416 nucleotides. It is a transcript of the gene DMAC1, whose product is annotated as distal membrane arm assembly complex 1. The record is from RefSeq and is a predicted model, not a curated record. Bases 32 to 322 code for a protein of 96 amino acids. Lineage: Eukaryota; Metazoa; Chordata; Aves; Passeriformes; Motacillidae. The transcript has 2 exons.
CCACACUUCCGGCGCCUUUUCCGGUUCCGCCAUGUCGGCGCGGGGCGCGGAGGCCGCAGCGGAGCCGGGGCCGGUGGCGGGACCCGGUGCGGCCUCGCCGCGGCCGCUGUUCGGCGGCUGCUGGAGCUGCCGCCUGCUGAGCGGCGCGGGGCUGCUGAUGGCCGCCAUCUGGGUGUACCAAGGCCCGCGCAGCGCCAUGAGGAAGGGGCUCACCCCCUCCAUGGGCGCCAUCGCCCAGAUCACCUUCGCCGCCGGUCUGGCCGGCUGGGCCAUCGUCAUCCUCGCCGACCCCGUGGGACGGUGGCAGCGCCGGGAGCCCUGAGGGGACGCCAAGAACGGCCCCGGGACCCCAAUAAAGGCACCGGGACCCCCCGCAGCGGCUCUGGGGGGAGGGCACGGGACAGCCCGAACUCGGA